Lingula anatina is the source of this 552-nucleotide messenger RNA. RefSeq names its product SCO-spondin-like. Lineage: Eukaryota; Metazoa; Brachiopoda; Lingulata; Lingulida; Lingulidae. The record is from RefSeq and is a predicted model, not a curated record.
UGUCACGUGAUAGUAGACCAGCAGACACCUUCACAUAUAAACGCGAAGUUAACAUCUGGUCUUACGAGAUAUUGGGUUUGAUCCUUGUGAAGCAGACAGCCAGGUGUUAUUGUUUAAGCACGACGUGACGAUCUGUUGUCUAUUUGGAAAUUGAAUCGAUCAACACUGUUAAGAUGAAGAUCGUGAUUACCUUGUUAGUUGUAUUACUAGUUGGGACAGACUGUUCCGGUAGGAGAGAGAUUGUGGGACCAACCAAUUUUCCUAUUCGAUGUCAAGGGGAUUUGGAGUGGAGGUUCUGCGCUUCCACGUGUCCACCGGUUUGUGGACAAGAGCAACCAGAAACCUGCCACAAGAGGUGUGUCAUUGGCUGCGCGUGCCCCAAGGACAUGGUCAGGGUCACUGCGACUAGCACCCAGUGCGUGGCCAGCAUGGCGGACUGCCCGCAGGAGGUGGAGGAGGAGGAAGAGUGAAACGGUCAUCACUAUUGUCUCAAUAUCCUGUCCACAAGUGUGGUUAAAAUGGAAAUGAAAUAUAAUAAACAACGUUUAGAUU